Juglans microcarpa x Juglans regia is the source of this 1227-nucleotide messenger RNA. Its product is annotated as myb-related protein 308-like. The record is from RefSeq and is a predicted model, not a curated record. Lineage: Eukaryota; Viridiplantae; Streptophyta; Magnoliopsida; Fagales; Juglandaceae. Bases 190 to 1185 code for a protein of 331 amino acids. The transcript has 3 exons.
AUAGAUCGAGCAUCCCUCCACUCUGUUUAAUUGCAGCUUCCUUGACCCCGGCCCCCGUGCAAAUAUAUAUCACAUGCAGUACUAUAUAUCUUCCUCGAUCACUCCCAUGAUUUGAGUUGCAGUCGACGACGACUGCAGGGAUAUUAUUACAGAGAGAGAGAGAGAGAGAGAGAGAGAGAGAGAGAGAUCAUGGGAAGGGCUCCAUGUUGUUCAAAGGUUGGAUUGCAUAGAGGUCCAUGGACUCCUAGAGAAGACAUAUUGCUUACCAAGUAUAUUGAAGCUCAUGGUGAAGGUCAUUGGAGAUCUUUGCCCAAAAAGGCUGGGCUCCUGAGGUGUGGAAAGAGCUGCAGACUUAGAUGGAUGAACUACCUAAGACCAAAUAUAAAGAGAGGGAAUAUCACCCCUGAAGAGGAUGACCUCAUUAUCCGCUUACAUUCCCUUCUUGGCAAUCGAUGGUCCCUCAUCGCUGGCAGGCUUCCUGGCCGUACUGACAAUGAGAUUAAGAAUUAUUGGAACACCCAUCUCCGUAAAAAGCUCAGAGCUCAAGGAACAGAUCCCAACACCCACAAAAAGUUGAUCAUAGAAGAAGAGCCAGUACUCCAAGAUCAUUCAAAGAUCAGCAGCAAGAAGAACAAAAACAACAACAACAAAAGCAACAACAACGUCAGGAAGCAGGUGGUCGUCAAGAACAAGAAGUGCAUCAAGAGCAUCUCAAAUGAUGUAGAGACACAGAAGCCAAAGGUUCAUCUCCCAAAACCAGUACGGUUUACUUCUUUUUCGAUGAUACCUAUGAUUCAAAGCUUCGAACGCAGUACUACUACAAUAUUUAAUACUAGUACUACUACUGAGACUUCAAGGCAAGAAAAUAUUAAAGAAGGAUCAUCAUCAUGUUCUGGCUUUGGUUCAAAGGUGGAAGAUAUUCCUUGGUCAUGUGAUACCAAAAAUGGUGAAAAUAUUAAUGGGGUAUUUGGCCUUCUUAAUGAUGGUGGUGAUCAAGAUGAAGAUCAUCAUGGUACUGCUGUCAUGAAUGGCUUAGAUUUUGACCAGUGCCAGUACUCUAAUUUAGCUACAGGAGACAAGUCUCUAGAGAAGCUUUAUGAGGAGUACUUAGAGCUCCUGAAGACAGAUGAUCAAAACCAUGUUCAUGAAUUAGAUGCCUUUGCAGAAUCGUGUUUGGUUAUCUGAAAAAUGAAGGACAAGAUUUAAAAAAAGGGACGUUUCGAAUCA